Molecule: messenger RNA, 2457 nt
Organism: Closterium sp. NIES-65
Lineage: Eukaryota; Viridiplantae; Streptophyta; Zygnematophyceae; Desmidiales; Closteriaceae
Source: the annotation of a GenBank genome assembly
AUGGAAGGAGGGAGAAAGGGGCGGGGUGAUGGAAGGAGGGAGAACGGGGCGGGUGAUGGAAGGAGGGAGAAUGGGGCGGGGUUAUGGAAAGCGGGAGAAUGGGGCGGGGUGAUGGAAAGCGGGAAAAAUGGGGCGGGAAUGGGGCGAGGUGAUGGAAAGCGGGAGAAUGGGGGGGGUGAUGGAAGGAGGGAGAAUGAGGGGAUUCCAUCCCCUUCUCCCAGAUCCAUCCCCUUCUCCCAGGGUUCAUCCCUUCUCCCAGAUUCCACCCCCUUCUCCCAGAUUCCAUCCCUUCUCCCAGAUUCCAUCCCCUUCUCCCAGAUUCAUCCCCUUCUCCCAGAUUCCAUCCCCUCUCCCAGAUUCCAUCCCCUUCUCCCUCAUUCCAUCCCCUUCUCCCCGAUUCCAUCCCUUCUCCCAGAUUCCAUCCCCUUCUCCCAGAUUCUAAACCCUAAAUCCCCCUUUCCAUCACCUGCCGGCCCCGCCGUCCCCGUCCCUGCACCGCCGGCCCCGCCGCCCCUGGUCUCGCGGGCCCGCCACCCUACCUGCAGCAGCCGAGCCGCCCACCUGCAGCAGCCGAGCAGCAGUGCGGCCGAGCCGUCCGGCACCCGAGCCGCCCUGCCGCCGAGCCGCCCGGGAGCCGAGCCGCCCGCACCCGAGCCGCCCGACACCCGAGCCGCCCUGCCGCCGAGCCGCCCGGGAGCCGAGCCGCCCGACACCCGAGCCGCCCUGCCGCCGAGCCGCCCAGCAGCCGAGUCGCUGAGUCGCCGAGCCGCCCUUCUGCAGAGCUGCCCGGCCUGCCCUGCCUGUCAGGGACCACUUUCUCGCAGUCUGCCCACCACCCUCACCGUCGACGUCCUCGAGAAGGCCCUCCUUGCGGCGGAGAAGAGCAUCGUCGCUGUAGGAGCUUCUCGUGGUGACCCUCGCACCCCCAUCUUGAGGGGUGCUCUCCUUCCCCCCUUGCUGCCCUCUGUUGCCUCUGCUGCUGCUGCCGACCUGCUUGGUCUCGAGUCGGUUGGCGCGGCGUUUGCCCCUAGUGGAGACGCCGCUCUGGCAAGGGCAAGGGGAGCAAGGGCGCUGGUGGAGCUGGAGGAGGAGGCGGUGGAGGUGGCAGUGGAGGCAGCGGAGGGAGUGGGGGUGGCGGCGGGAGUUGUGGAGGGGGUGGUGGUGGUAGUGGUGGCAGCGGCGGAGGAGGCGGCGGUGGUGGCGGCGGCGGUGGUGGUAGCGGCAGUGGUGGCGGUGACGGUGGGGGAGGCGGCGGCGGAGGAGGCGGUGGUGGCGGAGGAGGUGGAGCUGGUCGAGGCGGUACCCAGCAGCGGAGCGGCGGUGGUGGUGGUCAGCGCUCGCAGCAGCAGCAGCAGCAGCGUUCGCGUGACGUCCCUCUGCCCCAGCAGCUCACCGCACCCACACCUCACGCCGCUUGGCCGGCCGAUUGCGGUCUCCCUGGCUGACCCCUCUGGGGGUCCUGUCCUCUCUCACUUCUCUACUGUGCUCCCGUGUCCGGCUGCCCCCUCGGGCACACUGUCUGGUCUGUACCUUCCCUCGUUCUCGACGAACUUGGUGAGUGGUGCGGACCUACAGGAUGCGGGGGUUCACCAGUUCACUCCUGCGAGUCAGCGGGUGACCCACUGCACGGACGCACGCACAGGCCGACACCUGGCCACGUUCUCACGUCGGCCAGGGUCGAGCCUCUACACCCUGACCACUACAUCUCCUCCUGUCCCUGCGUCGGGUCAGGUAGCUGCGUCAGGUCAGGUGCUUGCUGCUGCGUCCGGGUCAGGACCUUCCGGUGUCCCCUAUGUCGAGGGGCGCCUCCGGGCUGCUCCUCACUCCUCCCAGUUCCCCCCGACAGAGGCUCCACUGCAGACCCUUCACAUGGAAGUGUGGGGCCCAGCCCCCGUCAGUGGGCAGGGUCACGAGCGCUACUUCCUGUGGUGGCAGUUUUACCACCCCUCCUCUCGUCGUGUUCUGUCCUCCCAGGACGUCACGUUCGACGAGUCAGUCCCCUUCUACCGCCUCUUCCCCUACCGCACUCCUUCCCUCCCCCCUCCGCCGGACUUCCUUGUACGGUUCCCCCCCGGUAGACCCCCUCCUCUCUCAGGUGUGUCCCAGGUAGACGCAGUUGACCCGGUCGAGGUUACUGGUGACUUUGGUGCUGCUGGGGUGCUGAGCCAGGGGGUGCUGACUCUGGGGGGGUGCUGUGCGCGGGGGGUGCCGGGCCUGGAGGUGCUGAGCCUGGGGGUGCUGGGCCUGGGGCCUGCCCGGGAUUCUCUGCUGCUGCGUCUCGACGGGGAGCCCCUCUCUCCACAGGAGCUGCGCGAGUGGUUUGCUCGCGCUGGAGGCGUGCUGCUGGAGCUGGUGCUUCUUCGACCGUCGAGGGUGCUGGUGCUGCCGGUCCCGGAGCUGCGGUCUGGGCUGCGGGUCCUACUGGAGCUGGAGCUGCUGAGGGUGUUGUGGUGCUGA